Ruditapes philippinarum (Manila clam) is the source of this 2801-nucleotide messenger RNA. RefSeq names its product organic cation transporter protein-like. The record is from RefSeq and is a predicted model, not a curated record. Gene Ontology annotation, molecular function: transmembrane transporter activity. Gene Ontology annotation, biological process: transmembrane transport. Gene Ontology annotation, cellular component: membrane. Bases 215 to 1825 code for a protein of 536 amino acids. Lineage: Eukaryota; Metazoa; Mollusca; Bivalvia; Venerida; Veneridae. The transcript has 10 exons.
UAUCACAAGCAUUAUGUGCAUGUAUGAUUUACAAUUAUUUAUCUCAUUUGUUUAAAUUUAUAUUUGGUUGCAAAUUCACGUGAUAAUUAUGUUUAUUUUCAUAACGUGAUAAUGAAAUGAAACUUUGAUAUUGAUUACAUAUAUACAUAUAGAUGCACUGCAAUGGUCAUACAUAUUUGUUAAAUAAAAAUCUGAAAAAGUUUACAGAAUAAAAAUGAAGUUUGAUGAUGUUUUAAAAAAGAUUGGAGAAUUUGGUACAUACCAGAAAGUGUUGUAUGUUGUAGUAUGUUUGCCAGCUAUCAACUGUGGAAUACUUAUGCUGAUUUCUGUGUUUGCAUUAGGAGUCCCCAAGCACAGAUGUGCAAUACCAGGAUACGACAAUGACACAUACGACGCCUGUUCGAUAUUGGUUAACGAAACAAUCCCUCUAUCGAACGAUCCAGAUUUGAAAUAUAACGCAUGUUAUAUAUUCCCUAUGAAUGUCAGUAACUAUGACAACUACAGCUAUCCAAUAAACGCAACUUCCCAUAAAUGUGACAAAUGGGUAUAUGACAAAUCAGAAUUUGAAGAAACCCUCACAACAGAGUUUAAUCUUGUUUGCGAAGAUGCCAAAGUCACAAAACAGACAGUUAUCAAGACGCUAUUCUUUGCUGGAUUUCUGGUUGGCUCUAUCGGCUUUGGAUUUUUAUCAGACAGGUUUGGUAGGAAAAACACAUUGCACAGUUCAUUCAUGUUGGUAGUGAUGUCAGGCAUAACAAUUUACUGGGUCAAGUCUGUAACACUGUAUAUUAUACUUAGAUUUCUAGUUGGGGCCGCCUGCGCUGGAAUAUUCCUUACAUCAUAUGUUAUAGGGAUGGAAAUGGUUGGACCGUCAAAACGAUUGUGGGCGGGGACACUUAUCCAUACGUUCUUCGCAAUUGGUCAUGUUACUUUAGCGGGCAUGGCUUACUUUGUACGAGACUGGAGAAAUUUAGAAUUAUAUGCGGCGAUACCAAAUAUUGUCUAUCUGGCAUAUUAUUGGUUAAUUCCAGAAUCUCCUCGAUGGCUUUUGGCAAAUGGCAGAAGAGAAGAAGCAGAAUGUGUGUUACGUAAAGCUGCCAAAAUAAAUGGUGUAAGACUUCAAAAUGGACGGUUUUUAGACAGAUAUAACGAAAAUGAAGACUCGGGAAAAGUUUGGCAUCUUUUUCGGUCAAGGGUUAUGACCAUUCGCACAUUAGUCAUAUUUUUCAACUGGCUGGUUGUCGCACUGGUGUAUUAUGGGCUUUCAUUAAGUGCAAACAAACUUGGUAUUAACGUAUAUCUCGACUUUCUGUUGCUAAGUUUGUGCGAAUUUCCUGCAUGUGCUCUUUGUAUUUUACUCUUCAAUCGAAUCGGACGUAAAAAGCUUCAUAUGAUGUUUAUGGGUGUAGGCGGCCUUGCAUGUAUUGGUACAGUGAUAUCAAAAGAGUAUGGGGAUAAUAAUGCAGCAAUAGCACUUUCUUUGAUCGGGAAAACUGGCGCAGCCGGAGCCUUCGCUUCCAUUUAUGUAUAUUCAGCUGAACUGUUUCCAACAACUGUACGGAAUUCUGGAAUCGGGGCGAGCUCUUGUGCAGCGCGUCUAGGAGCGAUGGCAGCGCCAAUUAUUGCUGAUAUAAAUGGGCUGCUAAACACCGAGAGAGAAGACUGGACAAUGGUUAUAUUUGGAAGUGCCAGUCUUGCUGCAGGUAUAUUGACACUACUGUUACCAGAAACUGUAAAUAGAGCGCUUCCAGAAACCAUCGAAGACGCCGAACGUUUCACUAUGAUGUAUGUGCACGAAGAACAAAUGAGACUGCUAGAACGAUGAUCCAGUUGGGGUUUUUAUCUUAUACUCAAACAUGGAAACAUUCUUCUAUAAUUCACAAAUUAAAAUUUUCAAAGUCAUUGUUGACAAAUGCUUAAGACCUUUGCAGAUUUGUAUUAUUAUUUGAUGAAGUCAUAUGCUAUUUGAUCUGUUCGACAUGGAAAAAUUCUAUAAUGAGAAAUUAUGUUGACCUGUUUGGAAUAUGCCUGUAUUAAACCACUCAUUCUGGUGUUUGUUUUAUUACCUAGAUAUGAACUAUAAAUAUAUAAGAAAAGAAAUACCAGGCAAAAAUUUGUAAACAUUGUUUCCCGCAUAAAUCUGUCGAAACGCCUUUCAUUAUCAAUCAUGAGGACAUUGUCGCCGCCAACAUACACGUUCAAAGUUAAACAGGAUGUUUCAGUCAAAGCCACAAUUAAAUCAUGUUUGAUAUAUGCAUGUAGUUUUAUUGUAUACAUGCCAUCUUGUUAAACAUACACAUUUAAGUGCUUUCUCUUUAGAUAUGAUUUAAAUAAAACAUUCCUCAGCCCAAAAUAUGUUUUUCAUUAUUUAUACUGUAAUUAUAGUUAUAAUGGUUUUUUUUAUUCUCGCUAAAAACAUACUGAAACUGAAAAAAAUGGUAAUACUAGGACCUUACAUAUUCAAAAGAUGCUGGUUAAAUACAAGAAAUCAACCCCAUAUUUUAAUUGUCACGAAAAGGCCCCAGAAAAAAUAAAAGCAGCUGUGAUUGAAAUAUUGAAGAAUUUUCCAAUGAAAUAGUGUAAGGAUUGCUUUGUGUAUUUGACUAUCAAGAUAAUACUGUAGUAAGUUACUUUUAUACAUUUGUGACAAUUUCAAACUGUUAAGCGGUCAUACUAGUGACAAAAUAUUUAUGUUACUAGCUUCCGAAACUAUUAGAUCAACAAUGUCAGAUGUCCAAAAUGCUAUCUAUAUCUUUUUGACAAUAUAUGCUAGCCCUUUAAACGCAAUGUAGAGUGAAUUU